CUCUCUCGCGCAUUGUUGUCCCCUCCGCAGCUAGCUCUGCCUUUCUCCUCACAUCUACAUCUCCCCGAGUGCCUAGUUGCACCGUCAUAUACCUCACCUCUCGUACCUACGCUAAGCGACGUAGUGCUCCCAAAAUGCCUCCCAAGAAGAAUGCCGUUGAGGAGAAGGUCCUCCUGGGCCGCCCUGGCAACAACUUGAAGGCUGGUAUUGUCGGUCUUGCCAACGUUGGCAAGUCUACUCUCUUCCAAGCCAUCACCAAGUGCAGUCUUGGUAAUCCCGCUAACUUCCCCUACGCCACUAUUGAUCCCGAGGAGUCUCGUGUCAUUGUGCCCGAUGAGCGCUACGACUGGUUAUGCGAGAAGUACAACCCCAAGAGUCGAGUGCCCGCUCACUUGACCGUCUACGAUAUCGCAGGUCUUACCAGGGGCGCUUCCACUGGCGCUGGUCUCGGUAACGCUUUCUUGUCACAUAUCCGCGCUGUCGAUGCCAUCUUCCAGGUCGUUCGGUGCUUUGAUGACGCCGAAAUCAUUCACGUCGAAGGUGAUGUCAAUCCUGUCAGAGAUUUAGAUAUCAUUGGAGAGGAAUUGCGGACAAAGGAUAUCGAAUUCACCGAGAAGGCCAUAGAGAACCAGAAGAAGAAGACCCGUGUUGGUGGUCAAAGUCUCGAGGUGAAGAAGGCCAAGGAAGAGGAGGCCACUAUGGAGAAGGUCCUUGCUUGGUUGAAAGACGGCAAGGAUGUCCGAAAGGGCAACUGGUCCCCCAAGGAGGUUGAGGUUAUCAACACCCUAUUGCUACUCUCCGCAAAGCCGGUUGUAUAUCUUGUCAACCUUUCAGAGAAAGAUUAUACGAGAAAGAAGAACAAGCAUCUAGCCAAGAUUGCAGAAUGGAUGAAGGAGCAUGCUGCAGGCGACCCCAUCCUUCCCAUCUCGGUUUGCUUUGAAGAGCGCUUGACACGCUUUGAAACCGAAGAAGCAGCUGCUGAGGAAUGCAAAAACCUCGGAAUUGAGUCUGCGUUACCCAAGAUCGUUACUACAAUGCGGAAAGCAUUACAUCUACGUAGUUUCUUUACCACUGGCACGGAUGAGGUCCGGCAAUGGACCAUUAGAGAAGGCACCAAGGCACCCCAGGCCGCUGGUGUCAUUCACACAGACUUUGAGAAGACAUUUAUUCAGGCUGUCGUAUAUAACUACAGCGUACUGAAGGAGGUGGGCGACGAAUCCGAGGUGAAAGCGAAGGGUAAGAUCAUGACGAAAGGCAAAGACUACGUCAUUGAAGAUGGCGACAUCUUAUUGAUUAAGGCCGGUGCAGCCAAGGGAUAAGCGAAUAGCGCCCGAUUCAGAUUUCUAAAUCUCGGUGUGAUGCUUUCGUCUUAAUAAUUACGAUAGGCAAUUGAUUAAGAAUUCUGAAAUCAGCAUGUUCCGUCUCAAGCCAAAUGUGAUGUCGAUUCAUGUCGGUGUACGCUUACGCAGUCGCAGUCCGUGGUAAAGUUGAUGUGGGAUAUCGUGUUGCAAUUGUAUCUCACUACGACGUUGGGCGUUAGGUCAAAUGCAGACGAAGUAAGCUAUUGCUGGAAUUCUCUUUACUUUCAG
Molecule: messenger RNA, 1589 nt
Organism: Xylaria bambusicola
Lineage: Eukaryota; Fungi; Ascomycota; Sordariomycetes; Xylariales; Xylariaceae
Product: P-loop containing nucleoside triphosphate hydrolase protein
Exons: 3
Coding region: 135-1319 (394 amino acids)
Cellular component (GO): cytoplasm
Molecular function (GO): ATP binding; GTP binding; ATP hydrolysis activity
Source: RefSeq, a predicted model, not a curated record